ACUCACAAUUUACACCUGAUAGUGAUGCCCUAACUCGUUGCUCCUCUUCCCAUUAUUUUUGUGGUUAUGUCACCGACACUGCCCUAUCCCCAUUUUCACUUAGUAUUCUAAUCUUAAUCUUCAUUUGGCUCUUGCCCUCUUCUAUUUCUCCAUUUCAAUCCCUCUUUUUUCUCUCAAAGUUUUGUUUUUUUAAAUUUGUUCUGGUUCAAUAUUUUCUAGGAAUUUAUGGGUGAUGAUGACUUGAAGAAAGAAUCAGAUAUGGAGGGUGGUGAUCUUCAAAAAUCUCUGUCUUUGCGCCUAAAUCGUAGAGGAGACCGAAGUAAUCAAAGUCAGCUUUCUAAAGAUUUUGAGGAGGGUUUAUUUCCUUCAGGGAGGGUACCCCAAGAUUACCCCAUGAAGAUUGUUUGGAAGAAAGGUUUUGUUCGGUUGGUUCUUGUAGCAGGGAUCUUGUGGAUGUUAUUAAUUCUUCUUGCAUUGUUGUUCCAUAUAUGGUCAUGUCAAACUUCUGUCUCCUUUUUAUCAGCUAUGUGUAACAAAGAUAGCAAGGUUUACACCAUGUUAGACACUAUGGGACUUGUAUCAAAACCUCACAGAUGUCCAAUUCCUGUUUCCAAUGAUCCUGAUAAAAUAGUUAUCCCAACUGGAAGAACUUCCAACGAAAUUGUCAAAAAUCUUUCUUACGUUAUGGAAGAUGAGGUUCCACAUGAUGGAUCUCAGUCAUCUCCUCUGUUUGGAGGUCAUCCAAGUUGGAAACAACGGGAGGAAAGUUUCAAACUAAAUUCAAAUAUGAAGGUGCAUUGUGGUUUUAUCCAUGGUGGUGGUGCUGAAAUGGAUCCCGUAGACAUCAAAUAUGUCAAGAAAUGCAAAUUUGUAGUUGCGUCUGGCAUUUUUGAUGGCUAUGAUUUACCUCACCAACCAUCAAAUAUAAGCCUUCGCUCAGAGAAACUUUUUUGCUUUCUUAUGGUGGUAGAUGAGGUGUCUCUGAAAUUCAUGAGGGAAAAUGGUACUGUCAAAGAAGACAGUGCUGGUGGACAGUGGGUGGGAAUAUGGCGACUUGUUCUUCUUAAGCAUCCUCCUUAUGAUGAACCAAGAAGGAAUGGGAAGGUUCCUAAAAUUUUAACCCACCGGUUGUUUCCUCAAGCACAGUAUAGUAUUUGGAUUGAUGGUAAAAUGGAGCUGAUUGUAGAUCCAUUGCAAAUGCUUGAGAGAUACCUGUGGCGAGGGAAGCAUACAUUUGCCAUUGCUCAACACAAGCAUCACCGUAGUAUAUAUGAGGAGGCUGAUUCAAACAAGAGGCGUAAGCGAUAUGCUCGACCCCUUAUUGAUCUCCACAUGAAAAUCUACUAUUAUGAGGGAAUGCAGCCAUGGAAGUCAAAUAAAAAGACUAUUAGUGAUGUGCCAGAAGGAGCCGUUAUCAUUCGGGAACAUACCAACAUGAAUGACUUAUUUAGCUGCUUGUGGUUCAAUGAGGUUCACCUCUUCACACCCAGAGAUCAACUGAGUUUUGGGUAUGUUGCUUACAGAUUGGGGGACUCUUUCAAAUUCUUCAUGUUUCCCAACUGUGAAUACAAUUCACUGUUUGUGUUGCACCCUCACACAAGAGAGCACUCGUCUCCCAUAGAAUGGGUUAAACAGAUCGAUCAACUUAAGAAUAGUAAUUUAAAAGAAAGUAGGGGAGGACUAGGCUUGUUUACCCCAUAUCCUGGGGAUCUUGAUUCUGUUGUUCUGCCAAAUGUAACAAGAACAUCAAAAGCAGGUUGACAUUUUGUUUAUUGUUUUAACAUAUUCAUUGUGAUGUAUUUUUUUUCUCAAGAAUUUCUUGAUGUUUAUUUUGCUUGAUCUUAAUGAAAGUACAGAUAAAGUUAUUCAAAUUUA
Messenger RNA from Cajanus cajan (pigeon pea), 1875 nucleotides. Its product is annotated as Sept9 (DUF616). The record is from RefSeq and is a predicted model, not a curated record. Lineage: Eukaryota; Viridiplantae; Streptophyta; Magnoliopsida; Fabales; Fabaceae.